AUGAAUUUUAUGUCAUAUAACAUCAGAGGCAUUCUAGGGGAGGGUAAGGCGUCUCAGGUUAGAGAGAUAAGGUUUGCCAAUAAAAUCUCUGCUUUAGCUUUGCAAGAGACUAAGGUUUCUAUGAUUUCGAAUUUGGCUGCUUUUAAUUUUUGGGGAAACAGAAACUGUGAACAUGCGUUUUCGGCUUCGGAAGGUCUUUCAGGAGGGUUGGUUUGGAUUUGGGACCCUAAGGUCUUCAAAGCCAAUACUGUUAUCCAGAAGAGGUAUUAUUUGGUGGUUAAAGGUAUCAUUGUGGGUUGUGGUGAACCAAUUAACUUGGUUAAUAUAUACGCCCCUCAAAACACUUCGGCUAAGCUGGCUUUAUGGGAUGAGCUUUCCUCGGUGAUCGACCAAGCUAUCGGAAAGUGGGUUUUAGUCGGGGAUUUCAAUGCGGUUCGAUCUCAGGAGGAGAGGAGGAAUUCGAAGUUUAAACCGGCGUGUUCUGAAAACUUUAAUAAUUUUAUUUUUAAUAACGGUUUGCUAGAGUAUCUGAUGCAGGGUAGGAAGUUUACUUGUAUAAGGGAUAACGGAAAAAAUUUGAGUAAGCUUGACCGGUUUCUCGUCUGUCCGGAAUUCUUUAAUAAGUGGCCUUCGGUUUGUGUAAGAGUAUUGCCUCCUCGGCAUUCUGAUCAUUGUCCAAUUAUUUUGGAGACAGUGGAAUUGAAUUUUGGUCCUCGUCCGUUCCGGGUAUACAACUCUUGGAUUGGGAAACUGGGGUUUGAGGAAUCUGUGAGGAAGGCGGUAGAGGGCUUUCAAUAUUUUGAUCCUCCGGACCUUUGUCUUUCUUCUAAAUUCGCUUGUAUCAGAUCGGCCAUUAAGAACUAG
Molecule: messenger RNA, 864 nt
Organism: Helianthus annuus (common sunflower)
Lineage: Eukaryota; Viridiplantae; Streptophyta; Magnoliopsida; Asterales; Asteraceae
Exons: 1
Coding region: 1-864 (287 amino acids)
Molecular function (GO): catalytic activity
Source: RefSeq, a predicted model, not a curated record